Solanum tuberosum (potato) is the source of this 1385-nucleotide messenger RNA. RefSeq lists its product as uncharacterized. The transcript is spliced from 6 exons. Gene Ontology annotation, cellular component: intracellular membrane-bounded organelle. Bases 402 to 965 code for a protein of 187 amino acids. The record is from RefSeq and is a predicted model, not a curated record. Lineage: Eukaryota; Viridiplantae; Streptophyta; Magnoliopsida; Solanales; Solanaceae.
UUCAAUUUGUUGAUACACCCCUCACUCCCCUUCCUCCCUGUUGAAUCAAGAACCCCAAAUCCCCCGCAGCAGAAGUAAAGACUUUUGUGAAAGCUAUUGAUGGCGUGUACACCCAUAUUUAAUUCUCUUUGAAAAACGUAAAACAAACCCAGAAGAUAAGAAUAUCCACAAAGUUUAUUGUUUCAAUUUUAUUCACAUUUCAUCCCUUUUUUCUGUUCAACGAAACCUACAUGAUCCACCACCUACUGGGCUCAAUUUUGUUUUUCUUUUGGCUUCGUUAUCUGUGAAUCAAUUGUUUUGCUCUUUAUAACUUUAUUUGUGGAUUUGGGUUGGUGUUAAAUCGGAUAAUUGAAGGUUGAAACUUUAAAGUGAAGAAAGAGUGAGAAGGAGGAAGACACAAGAUGGUUAAUCAGAUUGUAUCAAAAAUUGGUUCUUGGACUCGUAACAAGAUCGUUGAUCCUCUUUAUCACAUCCUCCAAAGGGGAGCAGAGCCAAAACUGUUGGCGUUCUCUGCGGCUCUCGGAAUCACCUUUGGGGUAUUUCCCAUAUGUGGUGUCACAGUAUUCCUAUGUGGGAUCGCUAUUGCAUUGUUGGGAUCGUAUUGUCAUGCUCCUACGAUGAUGUUGGCUAACUUCAUUGCUACUCCUAUUGAGUUGAGUCUGAUGAUUCCAUUUCUACGCCUAGGCGAGUUUAUCACUGGUGGACCUCAUUUUCCUUUGACUGCUGAUGCACUAAAAAAGGUCUUCUCUGGUGAGGCUUCAAAGGAAGUCUUGCUCAGCAUUUUCCGUGCGAUGUUGGGCUGGCUUGUUGCUGUACCAUUCAUCAUAGCAGGACUUUAUAUAGUGUUUCUGCCAUGUUUUACGAUCUUGGUUCGUAAGUUCAGUACCCGUCCUCCAAGCCCGAAGACUCUUCUCCAACCCCUUACAGAAGAAUUGGGGGAGUCUAGCAGUUCUGUACUUGUAUGAAGUUCAAUAUUUUUCCCAAAGUUCUUCGCUUGCUCAUGAACUCGCAGCUUCGCCAGAAGUGAUGAGGGGGGGAACUAGGGAAGGCCGACGACUACAUGAGGUGGGGAAGCUUUACCCCUGUAUCUCUUUAUAUAGUCAACGGGUUUAACUGAAUCCAUCAUUUUCGACAUAGAGCACAUACAUCAAUGUGUGUGAAAUAACUUAGUUAAAGAAGUAGUACUAAAUUCUUAACCUAACUUCUGAAGUGUAAUGGUUUCCAUGGUAAGCUCAUGUGGGUUGAACUCGUUAAAUUUAAAUCAUCAACUUGCAUCUGCCUAGCGGUACGUGCUCUCAUCGUCUUUGUCAUGUAAACAACUAGCUUUAUACUUGAUCACAAUGUUAUGAAACAUAAAUUAGUAGAUGUAUUAAAUUUAAAUCCUA